Euleptes europaea (tarantolino) is the source of this 802-nucleotide messenger RNA. RefSeq names its product ribosomal protein S3 (gene RPS3). Gene Ontology annotation, biological process: translation; positive regulation of apoptotic signaling pathway. Bases 45 to 776 code for a protein of 243 amino acids. Gene Ontology annotation, cellular component: nucleus; cytosolic small ribosomal subunit. The record is from RefSeq and is a predicted model, not a curated record. NCBI's taxonomy places the organism in Eukaryota, Metazoa, Chordata, Lepidosauria, Squamata, Sphaerodactylidae. The transcript has 7 exons. Gene Ontology annotation, molecular function: RNA binding; structural constituent of ribosome.
GCGGCGGAAGCGGCCUCCUUUUCGCCCGGGCGGCGCGGCUCAAGAUGGCGGUGCAGAUCUCCAAGAAGCGAAAGUUUGUCGCUGACGGCAUCUUCAAAGCUGAAUUGAAUGAAUUUCUGACUCGAGAGUUGGCGGAAGAUGGCUACUCUGGAGUGGAGGUCAGAGUUACCCCAACGAGGACAGAAAUCAUCAUCCUCGCAACCAGAACUCAGAAUGUUCUGGGCGAGAAAGGGCGCCGCAUCCGAGAGCUGACCGCCGUCGUACAGAAGCGGUUCGGCUUUCCCGAAGGAAGCGUGGAGCUGUAUGCCGAGAAGGUGGCCACGCGAGGCCUGUGCGCCAUCGCCCAAGCCGAGUCCCUGCGCUACAAGCUUCUGGGGGGGCUGGCGGUGCGUAGGGCGUGUUACGGGGUCCUCCGCUUCAUCAUGGAAAGCGGAGCCAAGGGCUGCGAAGUGGUGGUCUCGGGGAAGCUUCGGGGGCAGCGAGCCAAGUCCAUGAAGUUUGUUGACGGCCUGAUGAUCCACAGUGGAGACCCCGUCAACUACUACGUCGACACGGCGGUGCGCCAUGUCCUACUCAGGCAGGGCGUGCUGGGCAUUAAAGUGAAGAUCAUGCUGCCCUGGGACCCCAGCGGGAAGAUUGGGCCCAAGAAGCCCCUGCCGGACCACGUCAGCAUCGUGGAGCCCAAGGAUGAGAUCCUGCCCACCACCCCCAUCUCGGAGCAGAAAGGCGCGAAGCCUGAGCAGCCCCCCAUGCCCCAGCCAGUUCCCACGGCAUAAAGAGAAGGUUUUCCAACAUCUGGUGC